CAACCCAACGCCCGCACCUAGGAAUACCUAUAUCUUCAGUUCUGUUUUUAAUCAAACUAACGCACCAAGACUUGUACUGCUUUAAAAUAAGGAUUCUACAAGGACAUCAAUCUCUCACAAUCAUAAUAUUGAAAUAUCCUAUACAGCAGCAAGAAGGAUGGAGAGAGCAGUAGCACUAGUAUUGAUCAUCGCAAUUCUUGCAGUAGAUUUUCCUCUGGAGACGGUGGCACAAUCGUCUUGCCAAGACGUGAUAGCAAGCCUGUCAGCGUGCUAUCGUUACAUAUACGAGAGCGACGCGACCCCUUCUCGUCAGUGCUGCAGUCGGCUUGAAAACGUGGUUGACACACAACCAGAAUGUCUGUGCCAGGUUGUGGAUGGAGAAGGCCUCAACAGGACUCGGGUUCUGGAUCUCCCCAGUGCUUGCAAUGUCCAAACUCCGCCCACUAGCGACUGUUACUUUCCACCACCAUCAGGAUAUUCCACCAAGAUUGUGAACUCUCUGCUGCUUUCUGUCCCAACAGCUGCAGCAUGUGCAGGAAUUCUCAUGAUCAUUUGAACUUUCUAACGUUAAAUUCUAAGUUAGGAGUGUUGAUUGAGAUAGAUUUUAUUUUCAUGAUUGUAAUAAAAAAUUUCUCAGAACUUACUUCUUGUUUAUGAAUAAUAAUGAGUGCUGUGAUCAACCCUGAUUCUUUGUACACAAAUUUAAU
Messenger RNA from Sesamum indicum (sesame), 707 nucleotides. RefSeq names its product non-specific lipid transfer protein GPI-anchored 5. NCBI's taxonomy places the organism in Eukaryota, Viridiplantae, Streptophyta, Magnoliopsida, Lamiales, Pedaliaceae. The record is from RefSeq and is a predicted model, not a curated record.